Caenorhabditis briggsae is the source of this 297-nucleotide messenger RNA. The coding region runs from base 1 to 297 and encodes 98 amino acids. The record is from RefSeq and is a predicted model, not a curated record. Lineage: Eukaryota; Metazoa; Nematoda; Chromadorea; Rhabditida; Rhabditidae. The transcript has 2 exons.
AUGCCAUUCGAGGGGAACCACCGGCACGCCAGUGUCUUAAAAAUGAGUUCAAAUCUAAUUCGGUUUCUAAAAUUGUUUUUCGAAAAUAGUGACACAUUUGUCGAAAACUUUGAUCGAGAUUUGGAAAUUGUUGAAACAAACGAAGUGAGAAGGUUUCGCGUAGUUGCUGAAGAAGAUUACACUGAAAUUCAAGGAGACUACAGUAUCCAAAGAUGGGACGGUGUCGAAGCAACGAUAAGUUGUCAGUUCGGAUAUUUUACGAUGGUUGUUUGGCACGUGGAUGGGAAUAGAUUGUAA